AGUAUUGAAGGAAAUAUUCAUAAUAGUAUCCAAUCGGGUAUGUAUGAUUGCAUAGAGAGGAUGGUUCCAGAUAUAAAAGUCCAAGACAAAAUCAUGAAAGAGAUAAUUUCGUACAAGAAUGCUGCUGGGGAUUUUCGGAGGAAGAUGGCCAUUCGAGCUAGAGAUACUCUGCUUCCUGCUGAAUGGUGGCCAACAUAUGGUGGAGGUUGCCCAAAUCUGGCUCGCUUGGCAAUUCGCAUUCUGAGUCAAACUUGUGGUUCAAUUGGGUAUAGGCAAAGUAAUAUUCCUUUUGAGAAAGCACACAGCAUAAGAAAUUGCCUAGAGCGCCAACGUCUCAGGGAUCUUGUCUUGCACAGUACAACCUACGAUUGA
This is a messenger RNA of Argentina anserina (silverweed cinquefoil), 372 nucleotides long. RefSeq lists its product as uncharacterized. Lineage: Eukaryota; Viridiplantae; Streptophyta; Magnoliopsida; Rosales; Rosaceae. Gene Ontology annotation, molecular function: protein dimerization activity. The record is from RefSeq and is a predicted model, not a curated record. The transcript is spliced from 2 exons. The coding region runs from base 40 to 372 and encodes 110 amino acids.